Ruditapes philippinarum (Manila clam) is the source of this 1917-nucleotide messenger RNA. RefSeq lists its product as uncharacterized. The record is from RefSeq and is a predicted model, not a curated record. NCBI's taxonomy places the organism in Eukaryota, Metazoa, Mollusca, Bivalvia, Venerida, Veneridae. The transcript is spliced from 3 exons. The coding region runs from base 1 to 1917 and encodes 638 amino acids. Gene Ontology annotation, biological process: DNA integration. Gene Ontology annotation, molecular function: nucleic acid binding.
AUGGCAGAGCGCAUGUUACCAUUUCGGGAUCUCUUGAAGCAAGGUACUGUUUUCCAGUGGAAUGAACGUCUUCAGACAUUAUUUGAGGAGUCAAAAGCACAGAUUGUAAAAGAAAUAGAAGAAGGCGUUCGCAUCUUUGACCCUGACAGACCCACAUGUUUGACAACUGAUUGGUCUAAAUCAGGUAUCGGGUUCUGGCUCCUUCAGAAACACUGUAAAUGUGAUAAGACAGAACCUUUUUGUUGUCCAUCUGGAUGGAAGAUCACACUUGUUGGCAGUAGAUUCACUCACUCAGCAGAAUCUCGCUAUGCACCUAUCGAGGGUGAGGCACUAGCAGUUGCAGAUUCCCUGGACAAGGCCAGAUACUUUGUAUUAGGAUGCAAGGACUUAACCAUUGCGGUUGACCAUAAACCACUUCUUAAGAUCUUCAGUGACCGAUCUCUUGAGGACAAUCGUCUGAGAAAUUUAAAGGGAUAUUCAGACUGCCUUUCACGCCAUCCUAUUAGUGAUGUAGAAAAACUUAUCUUACCUGAUGAUGUUGCGCAAGUGACCAAUCACAGAACUCCAGAGAGCUUCCAUCUGGAAAAUUCAAAUACUCAAUACAUUCAAAGAAGUGGCAGAGACGGAAACAUGAUUUCAACUGCUGUUGCAUCAUCGAACACCAUUGGCCUGAAGUCGGUGACCUGGGAUAGAGUUCGUAUAGCUACAGCCAGUGACCAGGAUAUGCUUCUACUGAGUGAGAUCAUAGAAGGUGGAAUGCCACAGCACCGUCAUGAAGUACCAGAAUCUCUACGACAGUAUUUCCAAUACCGUGAAGGCUUGUCGACCACUGAUGGGGUUAUUCUGUACAAGGACCGUGUAGCUUUCCCGCAAUCACUCAGGGAGGAAGUUCUAGAUGCCUUACAUUCAGCUCACCAAGGUGUUACAUCCAUGAUAGCUCGAGCUGAGACAUCCGUGUUUUGGCCAGGAAUCACGCCUGACAUAAACAUUCUUCGUGCAGGAUGCCAACAAUGCAACCGCAAUGCACCGUUCAACCCGAGUGCUCCACCAGUUCCACCAAUGAGCCCUGAGUAUCCUUUCCAGUGCAUCUGUGCUGAUUACUUUACUUACAAAGAGCAGUCAGCCGUUGGAGCUCAAGGACUGUUAACUUGCCUCAGACGCAUCUUUGUUACAUACUGGAUACCUGACGAACUUGCAUCUGACGGGGGACCAGAAUUCACAGCUACAGCUACAAGGCAGUUCUUAAGUGACUGGGGUGUGCAUCAUAGAUUAUCCUCAGUAGCCUUCCCUCACAGCAACUGCAGAGCAGAGAUUGGAGUCAAGACAGUCAAACGCCUUCUAAUGGACAAUACUAGUACUAGCUCUUCUGGCGACAUUGAUACAGACUCUUUCCAGCGAGCCAUGCUACAAUACAGAAAUACACCAGACAGAGACACGAAGCUCUCCCCAGCCAUAUGCAUAUUUGGUCGACCAAUCAGAGAUUUCAUCCCAAUUCCACCUGGGAAAUACAAGCCUCAUCCAACAUGGCAAAACACAUCUCUUGCCCGUGAAGAGGCAUUGCGCAACAGACAUAUGCAAUGUGCAGAAAGACUGUCGGAACAUACACUAAGACUACCACCUCUUUCUGUUGGAGACCACGUUCGGAUGCAAAACCAAAUUGGCUCAUUCCCUCGCAAGUGGGAUAAGACAGGAGUAGUAAUUGAGGUGCGCCAGUUUGACCAGUACGUUGUGCGCAUUGAUGGUUCUGGACCUGUCACUCUGCGGAACAGGAAAUUUCUUCGCAAAUAUGUUCCAGUUCAGUUGCCACAAAAGCGGACUAUCAUAGACACUGACACUACGCUACACCAACCAUCGUUUUCUUCGCUGAAGCCUGUCACUUCCCCUACUGUUUCUACGGACACAACAGUGAAGCCUUGA